Molecule: messenger RNA, 1524 nt
Organism: Tilletiopsis washingtonensis
Lineage: Eukaryota; Fungi; Basidiomycota; Exobasidiomycetes; Entylomatales
Exons: 8
Coding region: 1-1524 (507 amino acids)
Source: RefSeq, a predicted model, not a curated record
AUGGACGCCGCCGGGCCCGAGAUGAUCGUGAGCAUCAAGGACUGGCCACCAGCGCAGAUCGACUUGUGGUUCAGCAUCCAGCACCAGGUCCAGGUGCUGAUGCUCGUGACGAUUUCGGCCAUGGCCGUCAUCGGCUGGGAGCACAUCCAGCACUUCCCCGCCGAGCUGCGCACGUGGAAGCUGCUGCUGCAGGGCAAGAUCCUGCCCGCGCGCCUGGCCGUGCUGCUCGUGCGCUACGCCUGUGCCGCCUCCAUGGCGGUGACGAUGAUCUUCUUCUUCUCCAACGUCAAGCCCGACAUGUGCCAGCCGCUCUUUACGGCCAUCUAUGCGCUCUACGUCGUCAUCUGGGCCGCAGCUGCAUCCAUCUUCCUCAUGCGUCUCGCCAUCCUGUACAACGGCGACCGAGCAGUCAUGACGGCAUACUACGUGCUGUGGCUCUGCUGCGGCGGCGUGUGGAUCUACACCGUGACCGGGCUGAAAGGCUACCCGGUGCCGUACGUCAAUCGCACGCCCUGGGGUUCCGUCUGUCAACCCGGCCGCUUUCCGCGGUGGGGCGCUGCAGCAUGGGGCGCCUCUGUGCUCUUCGACGGCUGCGUGCUGCUCGGCACGUGGCUGCGUCUGGCUCGUCUUGGCAGUGCAAAGGGCAGCGUAGCUCGCUCGGCCCGCUCGCGUCGCUGGCUCUGGGCGAGCAACCUGGCCUACUUCGGCGCCAGCACCUGCUUCAACCUGGGCUGUCUGAUCACAGAGCUGAGCGUCUCGAGCGUCGUUUACACGCACCUCAUGUCGCCCAUCGCCUUUGCGGUGCACACCAUCAUCGCCUCGCGCCUCGUGCUCGCGUCCAAGGGCUGGGCGCAUGGCGGCGUCAACGACGAGGACGACCUGAUGGGCGCCGGCGACCCAGGGGUCAACAGCUUCCACGCACGCAAGAAGCGCCGCACCACGACGGGCCUUGAUGCCAUCUCGUACACCAUCGACGAGACCGUCGUCAUGUCGCCAGCGCUCACCGGCGACGGCUUGUUCAUGGAGCAACAGCAGCGCAGCCGGCGUCGCUCUCCGCCGUCCGAGCGUCUGUACGGUCUGGGCCGCCACGACCUCGCUUCGGACGAAGGCCACGAGCUCGAGCUGGGCCACGUUCCGACCAGCCCGCACCGGCGACACUACGCAGACGCGGACGAAGACAUUGAGCAGGCAUCCGACAGCGGCUCGCCGCGGCACUCGCGCCGCGAGCAUGCGGCGUUCGACUCGGAGCCCAACCUCUCGCCGUACCUGCCGCGCUUCCCGAGCGCCGUCGCGCGCCGCGAGACCAAGAGCAACAGCAACAGCUGGACCGACGAGAAGGAUGAGAGCCGCAGCAUCGACGCCGGCGCCGACAGCUUCGUCAUGGAGAAGCCGGCCUCGGAGAUCUCAACGCCAGCCGAAGACCCGCAGACGUUUGCGGCUCCACCGAACGGCUCGUCCAACGACGCGCGCAGCAGCACGACGCUCGGCUCUGGCUCCGUCGAGAUCCUGCGGCUGAGCAGGUGA